Molecule: messenger RNA, 1955 nt
Organism: Pomacea canaliculata
Lineage: Eukaryota; Metazoa; Mollusca; Gastropoda; Architaenioglossa; Ampullariidae
Product: centrosomal protein of 164 kDa-like
Exons: 14
Coding region: 560-1576 (338 amino acids)
Molecular function (GO): protein binding
Source: RefSeq, a predicted model, not a curated record
AGACAACUCUGACAAGUUCCCGGUUAAUUCCCCACACGAAAAGACCGCAGUGCAUGAAGGUGCAGAGGGGAUAAUAAUGUACACAUCAAUCUGGUAUUGCAGAGAAAGUGCUUGAAUUGUCGUCACACAAUGUGAGCGUUCAGCAGCACUUUUAAUCUUUUGCCAGCAGUUUCAAGACCAUUGUCUGACUUGGAUUAACUAACUUUCAACGGAACGUUAUGAGAAGGUUACCAUCUACAGCUGUAUAUGAUAGUGAAGAGACAAUUCUGUUGCUAUAGACUCUGUCAUCAUUAAUGCUAAUUCCAGUACUUGAACAGCGAUAACAACCAUGACAUCGAUAGGAUUUAGUUGACCACUAAUGGUAAUGGUAACGAUCUCUUACAGUCUGGGUUGGUCUUAUGCCUCUUGUAGGGAUCAUCGAAAUGUAUUAAUCCACUUGUCCAGAAAAUUCGAAAAGGACUGUCCGUACCGAAGGACAAAGAGUGAGAGCAAAAUUAAAAAUGAGAAUUUAACACCAGAGACUAAUUUUUCUGCUUUCCGGACACUUUAAACUCUCAAGAUGAUGAUCAACGAUCAAAUUAUCUUGGAGGAAGAUUAUGAUGAGACCUAUAUUCCAACCGAGGAAGAAAUCUUUGAAUAUGCCCAAACUGUGGGUAUUGACCCAGAGAAUGAACCUCAUUUGUUAUGGAUUGCACGUGAAGGCAUUUGUGCACCAUUGCCAGAACACUGGAAACCCUGUCAAGAUCCAAAUGGGCAUAUAUACUACUUUAAUUUUGCCACUGGUGAGAGCAUUUGGGAUCAUCCUUGUGAUGAGUUUUAUCGCAGAAUGGUAACCGAUGAGCGUAGAAAGUGUGUUUCUAACAAAGGUGGACCCCUUGGAGGCUCAGCUGGUAAGAAGAAAGGUAAGCUGAGCAGAGAUGACUUGCUGAAGAAAAAGAAAGAAAAAGAGCCGACUGCUGGCAAGCUAGGACUGCUGAAGGCAGAGCAGAGUGCAGGUACGCCAACCUUACACAGGGCAGGUGCACUGGGAUCUCUUAAAGUAACUGACAGCUUUUCUGCCAUGCGAGGAUCUGGGGGUGGCAGUCAACAGGUGGCUAGCAGUCUUAAUACCACUACAGGAUCUGUGAAGUCACGCAGCUUUAAUCUUACUAGUAGCAUGAGUCUACCUGUGUAUUCAAAUGAAUAUGAUAAUGAGGAUGAUGAUGAGAAAAGUUUAAGAGGCAAAUACGCAAGCGGGAGAGAGGGUGCACUUGUUUAUGUGGAAUCAGAUCCUGAAGAUAGACUGCUAAUAAAACAGAGUGCUGUCAAGAUAGGAUCAGACAGUGAAGACAGCUACGACUAUAAAAAUGAUGUUGACUUUGGUAUUGACAAGAAUCUGUCAGAAAAGCUAAUGGGAAUUGAAAACCUGGAGCCUGCAUUACGGGGUUCCCUUGAAAAAAUGGCACAGCAACAUUCACUGUCAAGUGAUUUUGAUGGAACAUUGUCAGUGAAGUCUACAGCUCGGGAUGAAUCUCCAGGACCUGGUAAAAUAUCUCCUUUGGAUCGACUGGAUGAGGAGAGGAAAAAAAACAGUUGAACUGGCUUCCAUCUCAACUGAUAGGAGAGUGGAACAGGAAAGGCAACUGAGGGAUGAGGAGCUUCAGAUAAGAACAGCUAAUGAUCGUGCACGGCAGGAGAUGAAGCAAAGAUUGGAAAAGGAAUUAGAAAAUUCCAAACUAGAGCUGCUUGAAGACAAAGACAUGAGACUGAAAAAGCUGAAGGAAGAGAUUUUGAAAGAGCAGCAGCGGGAGGAACAUCGUAUCAGGGAUGAAAACAGGGAAAUAAUAAAUCAACUCCAGAAAGAGGCUGAGAAAGAGCAAGAAGCAAAAAGACUAGAGUUGUCUUGUCCAAGAUGAAGAACUGCAAAAACUCAUCCAAGAACAUGAAAGGGCCAAACAGGCAGAGGAAGUGAAGUU